AUGAAGGAGCCAAACUCAUUCAAAGAAGCAGUAAAAGACAAGAGGUGGAUACAAGCAAUGCAACAAGAAGUGAAGGCUUUGGAGGAUAACAGGACUUGGGAGGUAGUUCCUAUACCUGUUGGGAAAUUCAUAAUUGGUUCCAAAUGGGUAUACAAGAUCAAGUAUAACUCAAAUGGAAAAGUAGAAAGAUUCAAAGCAAGGCUUGUGGCAAAGGGAUACAAUCAGCAGGAAGGGUUGGAUUAUCAUGAGACAUUCUCACCAGUUUCCAAAAUGGUAACUGUGAGAUCUGUCAUAGCUAUUGCAGCUUCUAAAGAUUGGAAGCUUCAUCAAAUGGAUGUGUAUAAUGCAUUUCUUCAAAGAGAUCUACAAGAAUAA
This is a messenger RNA of Nicotiana attenuata, 375 nucleotides long. RefSeq lists its product as uncharacterized. NCBI's taxonomy places the organism in Eukaryota, Viridiplantae, Streptophyta, Magnoliopsida, Solanales, Solanaceae. The record is from RefSeq and is a predicted model, not a curated record. Bases 1 to 375 code for a protein of 124 amino acids. The transcript has a single exon.